AUGACCCGCCAAUCUUCGGCGAGCUUCGCGCAGUUCUUUCCUGCAGCCCCCCGCGUUGCUAAGGACAGAGCCGAGCGAGAGAAGGCAAAGGCCAAAACGACUCAAGAUACGACAGGUUCCUUGCUCGCCGGUCCGAAGAGCAUCAGCACCCCUUUGCCCAACGGCACGAGAGGCGAGAGAACGUUUGGAGCUGAUGGCCUGCUUUCCGACAAUUCGCAGCAGCCACCCGACGGCCGCGAGUCGCCCAUAGGGGAUACUCUCAAUACUGUUGGAUCCGCGAGCUCCUAUGAGAGCACUGGCUCCUCCGUUUUUAGCACGACUGCCCGGCAGGCUGUUCCCAACGGCACAUCUCAUAUCCCUGCAACCAGCGGCACGCCGCUCACCUCCGUUGAAUCACCCUCGUACACAGGCAAUGCUGGCCUGCCGAAGACGAAUAUGCUACAAGCACAUAACAUCGAUCGGGAUGAGGCAUCGGCCUCUCGCAAUACCCCAACAUCCCGCCUCAAUAGCUCACUCCCAGAGCCAUAUCCUCCGAUUGAGCGCACUCUUGCGCGAGAUCCUACCCGAUCCCGAAAAGGCCUCAAGUGCACGUAUGAUCCCAACAACGAUCGGACCCUAUCGAAGCACGACAAGAAAGAUGCCAAGCCGGUAUAUAAGGAGUUUGGACUGGAAGAUGACGCCCCCCCUCCAGAUCCUCGUCUUGCAAAGGGCGGGCGCCUGGGUUACAUCAAUACCGAUUUUCAUCUUCCCAAGUCUCGCUUGCGACAAUCACCUUACAACUUGAGGCCGUACCCCUACGACCCCAAGACUUCCGUCGGGCCAGGCCCGCCGACCCAGAUUGUAGUUACUGGCUUCAAUCCUCUGAUCACCUUUUCCAAGGUGACGGCAGCCUUUGCGACCUUUGGCGAUAUCGCAGAGAGCAGCAACAAGAUGCAUCCCGAGACAGGCAGCUACCUAGGAUUCGCAACGUUCCGGUAUAAGGACUCACAUCCCAGCCGGUCGAGGCCAGCCCCCAUCAAGGCGAUUGACGCCGCGCGUCGGGCUGUCAAGUCGAUGCAUGGUCAGCGAAUCGAGGCGAACCAAAUCCGAGUCGAAUACGAUCCCGAAGGCAAGAAGAGUCGCCGCAUGCUGGAGGAAGCUCUCCAGAGAGACCGAGCCACGCAGGAUGCCUCCAUCGUGAAGGCGCCGCCAACAGGCCCUCGAGCGAUCGUGACCGAUAAGGUCCCUGGACCACCACCCAUGGCACCAAAGGGUCCAUCUUCCUACAGACAGGCCGUGGUAGGUGUUCCUGCCUGGGUCCCGAGCCAACCAAAGAUGCACGUAGCGGUUGAAGAGAAGGUCAUCGCAAAACAGCUUGCAAACGAGCCCUACAUCUUCGUUGCGCACGAGCACGUUCCUGUUAUGGUUACGACAAUCCCUCACAUGAAAAAGCGGCUUAAGGCGUUCGCUUUGGAGGAUAUUCGCAUUGACCGGACUGGCUACUAUAUCAUGUUCCCCAAUUCGUACCACGGCCGCAAUGAAGCCAUGAAGUGUUACAGGGCUGCUAAUCACACCGACCUGUUCACCUACAACAUGGUAAUGCAGCUUUCCCUCCCUCCUACAACCAGCCGAGACUCCGAAUCUGCCGCCCCGCCUCCCCGACGACGGACCCCGAGCCCCGAACGGAAGCGCCGAAGCGAUUUGCGACUGCGAGAGGACAAGGAUCGCCGUCGCCGUGAAGAAGAGGCAGACAUUGAGGAGGAGAAGCGGCAGAGAGCUAAAAACUUUGACCCUGUUCUCGAGGCCUGCGAAGUCGUCACCCGGGAAUUGGCGGAGCAUCUGAUUAAGCACAUUCGUACGAGAGUUGCUGCACCGACUCUGACCACUUUCCUGGAUCCGGCAAACCACGUUACAAAGCGAAGGCAGCUGCAUCUGGAAGAUCCUGUUGGGUCGGUCCCGUCCUUUACCGUUGAUGCAGGCGAUGAGAGUCCCGGCGCCAGCACGCCCAACUCGGGCGCUGAUCCCAUUGAGCGUCGUACAGGCCGCCUGGAGAUAUCGGCGUUGCCACGUAUUCGUAAGGCCAAAGCCACUGCCCUAGGAGCAUCACGUAACCACGGCUUUACGGAUCCCUUCUCACGCAAGCGGGUGCCGCAAGGCCGCAAUGCGUUCCGAUCGCUGCAUCAUCGCCUCAAGAGCUAUGACAGUGACGCUGAAUCCGACGAUGAGGCGGCAAUCAGAGAGUCUUUGGCAAGAGAUACUGAGGAGCCCGAUUCUAGGCCGCGCAGCCGCAUGAGCACAGAUGACGAUGUUAAGGAUGACUUUGCCUCUUGGGGCCCCGCAGAGGAAGACUCCAUGACCGAGGCAAGCUUUGCCGUUGGCGACAAUCUGACCUCGACGAAGAAGAGGAAACUCGAUCUUGAGGUCCAGUCAGCAAUCAAACGCCAAAAGAAGUCCGAUGAAGAACUUUUUGGGGUUACGCUGGACAAUGUGGAACCCGAGUUACUGGUACACGAGAUCUCAGAAGAGGCUACCCCCGACGUCGAUCUGCUCGAUGCGCAAAGCACACGGUCCGAGACCCCGCUGUCGACCACCAAGGGUACGGCCAAGAAACUCAAAUCGAAGAAGAAGUCGAAGAAGCAAAUCUUCGAGGAACGAGAGGCCCUCAAGAAGCAGCACAUCCCAAUGCCAACGGAAGUGGAAGAAGAUGUACCCGCCCCAACCAAGCUUUUGCCAGAGGAGGUCGAGCCGGUACCGGUAGAAACCAAGGGAGAAGAGCCCCAGCCCGAGCCGACAAAGGCAGAUCCGGCCCUGUUCUCGACCACGCCUACUCCCGCCCUUGAUCUGUCCGGCGACUUCAAGCUCAGCAUUUCUACGUUACAUGAACUCUCGCUGUCUGCUUGCGACAGCCCUGACAUCGCUAGACUUCGGAAGAGAUUCGCUGGGACAGACCUCGGGGAUCCACUUCUCUGGUUAUGGCGGCGUAAUCGCGUCCGGGAACUUAACUCCCCGUCUGGGUCCGUUGACCAGGCCGUGGGCAUUGAUGGCUACUACGUACCCAAUUCCACCGGGGCUGCACGGACCGAGGGGGUCAAGAAGAUCCUCAACGCCGAAAAGUCCAAGUACUUGCCUCAUCAUAUCAAAGUCCAGAAGGCGAGGGAAGCACGUCAGGCCAAGUACCAGAAAGACGGCAAAGAUGCCGCAGUCGAGGCCAGCCGGCUCACUGUGGCAGAAAAGGCUGUCGCCAAGGGCAACUCGAGAGCCAACCGCGCCAACAACCGCCGUCACGUGUCGGCGCUCCAGGACGAGAAGAAGAUAUCGGGCGAUUCUGACGCUUUCAAAUUCAACCAGCUCAAGAAGAGAAAGAAGCCCGUCAAGUUUGCCAGAUCUGCGAUUCACAAUUGGGGCCUAUACACGGAGGAAAAUAUCAACAAGGACGAUAUGAUUAUUGAAUACGUCGGAGAGCAAGUCAGACAAUCCAUCUCGGAGAUCCGCGAGAAGCGCUACCUCAAAAGCGGUAUGGGCAGCAGUUAUUUGUUCCGUAUCGACGACAACACAGUUAUCGACGCCACAAAGAAGGGAGGCAUUGCUCGAUUCAUAAACCAUAGCUGUAUGCCCAACUGCACAGCUAAGAUCAUCAAGGUCGACGGAAGCAAGCGAAUCGUCAUCUACGCUCUCCGCGACAUUGGUCAACAUGAGGAGUUGACGUACGACUACAAAUUCGAGCGUGAAAUCGGAAGUCUGGACCGCAUUCCCUGUCUGUGCGGUACGGCGGCGUGUAAAGGGUUCCUCAACUGA
Molecule: messenger RNA, 3774 nt
Organism: Colletotrichum higginsianum IMI 349063
Lineage: Eukaryota; Fungi; Ascomycota; Sordariomycetes; Glomerellales; Glomerellaceae
Product: SET domain-containing protein
Exons: 3
Coding region: 1-3774 (1257 amino acids)
Cellular component (GO): Set1C/COMPASS complex
Molecular function (GO): nucleic acid binding; protein binding; histone H3K4 methyltransferase activity
Source: RefSeq, a predicted model, not a curated record